Colletotrichum orchidophilum is the source of this 204-nucleotide messenger RNA. RefSeq names its product transposase. The transcript has 2 exons. Lineage: Eukaryota; Fungi; Ascomycota; Sordariomycetes; Glomerellales; Glomerellaceae. The record is from RefSeq and is a predicted model, not a curated record. Bases 1 to 204 code for a protein of 67 amino acids. Gene Ontology annotation, molecular function: DNA binding.
AUGAAGCAAUACACAGAAGUUGACGUUAGCCAAACCCUUGGUGCUAUGGCUAACGGACAAAGCCUUAAGAAGGCAUCCCUUGAAUUAGGUGUACCAAGGUCAACACUUCAACGCCGAAUUCGAGGAGCUCAGUUAAGAGAUACUGCUGUUUCCGACCAGCAGAGGUUCUCUCCGACCCAGGAAGGCCAUGUUACGGCCAGCUAG